UACGUCGAGAGCAAGCUCAAGAUCGACGACCCCGUGCUCCGCAAAGACUUGCAAUUGCAGAUCCUGGGCAAGGCGUCCGGUAUUUUCCUAUGGAUUAUCCUCGUUGUGGAUAUCCUAAACGAAGAGGACGACGACGGCGGCCUCGCUUUCAGGACAAAGCUUUCGAAAAUCCCCGACAAGUUGAGCGACUUGUUCAAGAGCAUCCUGAUGCGUGAUCAGAAAUCACCCGAACGCCUGCUGCUUUGCGUUCUCUGGAUCCUUUGUGCAAAACGACCAUUGACUCCAGUCGAGUUCCGCCACGCGCUGUGGGUGGCCUUGUUGGACCAACAGUCGGUGCAGAACGACCGCCAGGUAGACUCCGACGUCCCAGACGUCAGCAACAUGAAUGCCUGUGUCAAAUUGGUUACGAGCUCCUCGAAAGGUCUUGCCGAAAUUACCAAAUCCAAGCAGCCAAUUGUACAGUUUGUUUACGAAUUAGUACGGGACUUCUUGGUAAAGGAAUAGGGCUUCCAGGACUUGUGGCCUGAACUUGGAUUCGAAUGGGAGGGCCCCAGCCAUGAGAGGCUCAAACGCUGCUGCACUACGUAUCUGUCCCUUUCAGGAGUACAGGCGAUCGUUAACGACCCCGAGGGCAGAGACGUAUGCGACGCUCUGGC
Messenger RNA from Gaeumannomyces tritici R3-111a-1, 656 nucleotides. RefSeq lists its product as hypothetical. The annotation marks the transcript as partial. The record is from RefSeq and is a predicted model, not a curated record. Lineage: Eukaryota; Fungi; Ascomycota; Sordariomycetes; Magnaporthales; Magnaporthaceae. The transcript has a single exon.